Messenger RNA from Anneissia japonica, 2827 nucleotides. Its product is annotated as G-protein coupled receptor 1-like. Gene Ontology annotation, cellular component: plasma membrane. The coding region runs from base 106 to 1179 and encodes 357 amino acids. Gene Ontology annotation, molecular function: G protein-coupled receptor activity. The transcript is spliced from 9 exons. Gene Ontology annotation, biological process: cell surface receptor signaling pathway; adenylate cyclase-activating G protein-coupled receptor signaling pathway. The record is from RefSeq and is a predicted model, not a curated record. Lineage: Eukaryota; Metazoa; Echinodermata; Crinoidea; Comatulida; Comatulidae.
UUUACAGACCGGACGGACUCGUUUUGUUUUUUUUAGUCAUCGCAUCGCAAGUUCACAACAUACAUAGAUAGAGGUUGCAGUGCGAGUUUGUGUUAGCUUUGAAAGAUGGAGCUGGAAGUAGAUUUUCUAAAAAUUCAAGCGACUACUCCCGAUCCAUAUCAAUGUACACUUUUUGAUGAACAGAAGAAAUGUGAUAUUAUCGUUGCAGUUAAGAGAGUAGUAGCAUCCUUCUCAAUUAUUGGCUGCUUGUUAAUGAUCGGUGUGAUCUGGCUUUUUCGGAAAUAUAUUUUUUUUGUGCAACGCCUGAUCCUUUGUUUGAGUAUUGCUGCACUUUUUGAUUCUAUUGCCCUGAUGGGUGACAUGCACCCUGAUGGACCAUGGUGUGAAUUCCAAGCUUGGAUGCUCUCGUUCUUUGAUUGGGCUGUGCUAUUAUGGGUAUGUUGUAUCACCUUUAAUCUCUAUUACAACGUUAUUAAAAUGAAGAGUUCAGAAAAGUUUGAAAUAUUAUAUCAUGUAAUAUCCUGGGGAUUUCCCCUCUUUAUUUCUCUGCUUCCAUUCAUCGGUGAUCACUACGGACCAGCAGGUGCCUGGUGUUGGAUUAAUGGCAGUGGUGAGACAUAUUGGCGUUUCUUUACAUGGUUCGGACCGCUGUUUGUUAUUAUCAUCAUCAUGUUUGCGGUUUACAGUUAUCUAACGUACCGUCUGAAUCAGCGAGUGAGGACUUGGGAGGGUACAUACGAUCCUGAUGUAGAACACAGCAAGGAGCUCCUGAAACAAGACAUCAAACCUCUCAAGGCCUACCCUUUCAUCUACUUGGUGCUAUCUAUAUUCCCUUUGAUUAAUAGAAUCCAGAAUGCAGCAAAUCCUGACAACCCUGUGUUUGGUCUUGUUCUGCUCCAUGCCAUCUGCUCCCCUCUUCAAGGGGUCUUUAAUGCCAUUGCGUAUGGUCUGGAUAAAGAGACUAUCAGCCGAUUGUCCUGGCCUCAAAUAAACAAUGCUUUCAAGAGUAAGUUUAGUAGCAAGGCUGUGAUUGGUGAAUACAAUAUUGAUGAUCCAUCUGCCAAUGAUGAUCAAGCUCCAGUUAAGGAUGAAAACAUGGAAGUCGAAUCGAAAGAUUCGCCAGACUCUGAGGAAAACCAGGAAGGCCAGUGGUCCUCUGUGAAUUUACAGAAAGACUGAUUCAUUGGACAGGUUCUGUUGCAUUCAGGGAUAUGGUCUGCUGUAUCACGUAGAUAUGUCUCAAAUCGUUUUCCAUGUUGUUAUUAAACAUUUUUUCCAAUUAAUGUUUUUAAUGUAUGCAUUUUAAUAAUUUUAAUGCUAGUUACACAAAUGGGAAGCAAAUGCUGGUAAGGUAAACACAAGGGGCUGACGUGAUGUGGGCCAAGGGCUGGUAAAAUGAAGGUGGUAGGGUGGAGGGAAUCACAGAAAGAAUUUCCUCUCUUAACACAUUGACUACCAGACCUUUCUUGUAAGCUUCUUCCUGUGUAGUUUGCCAAAACAAGUUUACAUGUACAAACAUACUUUUUGGUGGGAAAUUAUUAGGGGAUGAGUAAACUCAUCGAAGGCACUGGGACAGCAUUUUUUAUUGACUGUGCCAAGUGCAAGUUAUCUCGUCCACUUUUUGCAUGGGUUGGUAUAUGUUCAAGGGCGCCCCCACUUGAGCCACUCGAAUGUACUAUCGGCAACAUAACACAACAAACAUACAUACGUUAUUUGUACGUUAUCGUCUAGGUGUAUCUUCCCAGAACUACCAGCUGUUGAGUCUGGUCCUACAAUGUAUAACAAAGACGUUAGAAUGUUACCAAGAUUUUGACGAGUAUACUUGUCCCUGGCGCCCUCAACAACACCCCGUGAGCGAGGAUACUCGUUGCUGGCAGCCAAUAUGUUAAGGCUUAAGCAAGAAAGUGGUCUCAAAGAUUCCAGGGCAACAAGCUGACAGGUUUGCUCAGGAGACCAAAGCUUGGCCAUUAAAUAUAUAAGUGUGUGUAAAAUGUAAAAAGUUGAUUUAGAGAAAAUGCCAGUAAAUAUAAAUAUAAGCCUUCAUGAUGGUCAUUAUUAUUGCAUUAUAAACAUUGUGCAGAUAUACAGAAUUAAUUUUCAAACAUUCUUUUAAUUGGAGGAAUCUUCCUGAAUUGUUCCAUUGGUUGUGAUGUUCAUACCAGCAUAUUUUGAUGUGUGCAAUAUUUACAAUUUAUUUUGUAAGUGUUGAAUAUAUCUGAUGUUUUUUAGAGUAUGUUAACUGUCUAUGGUAGAUAUAGCUGAAUUGUAUGCUGUAGAUUUCAUGAAUAACCUGAAGAUUUUAUUAUAUUACUUUUUUUUAUUAUAUUUUCUUCACAUCACCAAUUUUAGGAUGGAAUGAUGCAUUGGUGAGGUUUUGGAUGUGCAGUGUUUUUAGUCAUGAGAAAAAUAUCCUGUUGUCACAGCCGGGAUUUGAAAUUGGUACUUUAUAAAUCUUUAUUAUUAUUAUUCUUAUAUGGCGUUUACAGAUUACAGGUGUUGGUUAUGUAAUCAAUCAUAUUAUUAUAUUAUAAAUUAUCGGAGAACGGAGAAGUGUUUCACUUCUCAUUGUGCCUUCCAAAUAUGCUGUCUGAUCAUCAUGUAAGUUAUAAUCAUGAGAUAAUGAGAAUUUGUAUAAAAAUACUUAUCGUAUUAUAUGGAAUGUAAUUGUAUUAUUAGCAUAUAUAGUUAUAUUUAAAUACUGUAAAUGCAGUGCCUAUUACAAAUUAUUGGAGUGUUAAAAUGGUAUAAUGUAUUGUAUAUAGGCUUGUUAUCUGAAUUGUUGAGUGUUAGUAUAGUUUGUCUCAAUGAUACUACAAUUAUAAUAGUA